UGGCUGUGCUGUUUAGGCCUAGCUGAACCUAUGAUUGGUUAAUACGUAAACGCCUACCGCGGCAUCUAGACGGUUCAUCAAACGCUUCAGAAACCAGCUGAAUUUUAAAACACCGAACAUCAAUUUCGGAUUGUGUUUGAUGCGAUUUGCAGUUGCCUAUGCGACGUUCCGAUCAUACACUGGAUUAAAAUUUCAAGGCCAAUGAAAUGGAUCUCCUGCUGACUUUCCUACUGUGUGAACUCGUUCUCCGUGCCAACGCGCUUUCACCGACCGAACUUUUUUGUGCGGAUCCUGACUGCACAACGCCCUUUUCCUAUGGUAUAAUAAUCCAGGAUAUCAACACGGCAGAUGGAAUCCUGCUUAAAAAAGAUUCCCCGGUAGCUAUUGUCGGAAAGGGUGAAACAGCCAAAGCCUCCAUCAUGCGCGUGAAAAUAAGUGACAGGUUCGCGAUCUUGGAAUCCAGUUUCGUUAGGGAAGUUGGGGAAACCGAUGUGAAAACACUUAAGAAAUACGUGUUUUCAGGUUCCGAGCCGAACGUAAGGAAGAAUGCGACCCCAUCAUCGGCCGCCGUACUCCAGACAAUGCAUCAUUCAAAAAUGCCUGAAACCGACUCGAGCACUGUUGGCACUGGUUCGACAGCCACAAUAGACAGUCUUCCCGUCGCGCCUAGUGAAGCCAAUAAGACCAUGCCUCGUUUGGAAGCACCAAAGACGAAGGACAUCGGAUCGCAUGGGUCAGCUCCAAAGGCACCGGAUUCUUUGUCUGAUGAUCAGCGUAAACUGGCGUCCAGUCACGAAAAACAAUCACCUGCAGAAAUACCAGUAGAUACGAACGGUCUCUUGAAUGCCAGCUCUGAGAACGGUUUGAAGGCGGCUACUGUGGGUCAGCAUGAGACCAGUGGGGCCAUCGAUGUGGUAGAACGUUCAGCUGGUUCAGUUACACGAUCUAGUGCAUCUACGACCAGACACGAGGUCGAAGAACUGGCUGAGAAAAAGGUGGGUAGGGCUACGAAGAGUAAAGUUCUGACAACUGAUCAAGAGCAACCUGAUGAGCUUGAAAGAACUCAAAGUACUAGUUCAUCUCUGAAAAUGAGGGACGACGCGAAGGUUUAUGAAUCUGAAACUCACCCGGAUAAUGUGGUAGUAACUGCGGCUUCCAAUGACGAUAAACAGUCCUCUUUCACUCAAGAUGAUAGCAGUAUCCGAAAUGACAAAUCACGACGGCGGUCGACAGAUGGAACUUCAUUGUCCGAUUCGCCCACCGCAUCAGGUGAUUUUAGAAAUGGAGAAGAGGCCCGUGAUACUCAUGAGCAUUUUGAUGAAACAUCACCAAACAUGUCCGAAAGUUCUGUGACCGGCAAUUCUCCUGGUUCGCUAUCCAACCAGGAAACAGAAUCUGAGGAUAUUGAUCGAGAGGACUCUUUCAAGAGCGUAACUCAAGAACCUAUACACGAAUUUGAAGACACCAUGGAGCAAACAUCGCCAUAUACCCCGGAAGAUUCUGUAACCAGAACUCAACCUAGUGUGAUACCAAAUCCGGAGUUAGAAGUCAAGGAUAACGAUGGAAGGGACCCCUUCAGAAGGGAAACUCAAGACCACCCUACCACUUGGAACUUGGAUGCUGUGCAACAGCGGGAUGCUGCCGAUAGCCAGUUGACUGGUCAGCUACCUGCUGAAGAGGAUGAGACCUCCGAAAAAGCUCGUGGAAAGGACACAGCUUUGGAAAAGAAAGAGACUGAUGUCGAAAUCUUGGGUCUCUCUUCCGAACCAACUAUUAACGGUGGAGAAGGUGAAUCCAUAGAUUAUUAUCCAGCUUUUUCGCCUUCACCAAGCAGUAACGACACUGCUGCUCCUAGUGCGCAAGAUGAUGGCUCGAUGUUAAGUGGUGAGCGUGAUCUCAGCUCUACAGCUGAAAGUCCAUCCCAACGGCAGGGAGCGCUACCGAUGGAAAAAAUGGCUGGUUCAUCUACGAAUACGUCCACAAUCGAGGAGUCCGAUAUGAUCUCGCACAAGACCAGCUCUUCUGAACUGGUAAACCGCAGUGAGGAAAACAUUAUUUCGACCGGUGGACCCGACUAUGGUGUGCAAAAUGAAGUAGAAUCUGCCAACAAGGAUGACACGGAUAUGGUGGAUUCUCAUACUGAAAGUCCCGUAUCACCGUCUCUUGAUAACAAUCCUGCCGUUUCUAGUAACACCGGGUCACUUUCUAAUACCUCAUUUGUUCCAGAUGAUCAACCUACCUUUCACUCCAUAACAGAAGGAAGUAGUCGUCGACCCGCGAAGAAUACCUUAGGAGAGCUUGAAACGCCUCACCAAUCGCACUCGGAUCCAUUAUACGACUCGAAUAAGACCGAUAAUUCAGGUGUUCCUGUGGAACCAUCUGAUAAUAGAACUGGUCAACAAAUGAGCUCGACCGGAACUCCAGAGAUCUCACCCAUCCUACCCACAAGUGGAGAUUAUGCGAUCCAUGUCCCUCAAUCGAUUGUACAUGACAAGCCAGUUUCUUCCGAUAGUUUUUCCGAAUUAAUUACGAACAAUACGAGUGUACAACACACAGAAACUUUGCCAAACAUCCACACAGAUGCCUCGGUCCACGCGCCUUUUUUCCAACCGGCUACGAGUUUUCCUUCGCAGGUUGGGUUGAUUCAGUGCAUCGCAUGGGCAGCAAACCAAACUGUAAAUUCAGACACAUCCACCAGGAAACUCCGCGCCUCACCACUUGCUCGCCUGAUUAUACAUGGAGUGAAUUAUUUCUUCUGGACUUCUGACAUUAUCUUACUCCGUAUGCCAACCGGCUGGCGUUUAUCAAUAGACGGGGUCCUAACCGAUUUUCUCGACUUACCACUGAGUGUUCUGAUGGCAUGGAUUGUGUUUGUUCUCCAUGUUUUGAUUGGUUGGAUGACAUCCCAGUUGUUUUGGUCCAUGCUAUUCAAACAAUCCUAUCUCCAUAGCUCAGACAAACUGUCCUCCACACAUUUCUUACAAGUCGAGGAGCGCGCACUUCAGCUUGCCAGUCGUUUGGCUGACCAGGAAGAAACCAACAGCCAACUGGCUACUUGGGCUGCUCAAAUGACCUUGGAUCUACAGCAAGCUCAGCGAGAAAAGUCCGCGGCUAUUGAUACUCUGAACGAACGGAUUCAAACGACCGAGGCUGAACUAGAUGCAGUUCGAAGUCGGCUGACCGAAUCUUUGACAAAGAUUACGGAACUCAAAGAAACUUACAAGUUGAAAUUAGCCGAUAGUGAACAGUCCCUGAGUUUGUUGCGUUCUGAACUUUCCACACUGACAGAAGAAAAGCUAGCCUCAGAAGAAUCGUGGAAGUCGAGACUAACCGCUUUGGAAGAGUCCAAUCAGAAAGCUCUUGAAGAGGCCAAACGCGAGCAUGAAGAGCUUUAUUAUCAAGCUCUAGAUUACUACGGCCGUAUGAAGGCUAUGCGUCCGGAGAUGGACAAGUUGUUGGAAGCACGCAGACAAGCAGAAGACCGGUUGGCUACCACAGAGGCCGAGUUAGACAGUCUGAGAACCACUUUCACAACUCUACGAAGUUUUGAACUAGCUCUAGAACAGGAGCAUCUUAUUGAUGGAAAUCAAGAGAGUCGUGUGAGUCCGGAAUCCUCUGGUUAUACGGUGAUCAGUCCUCCUCGUGACGAAGACGAUUCUGGUGAGGUUUGUAUGGACAGCGACAAGCAGCAAUCACCGGAUGGGCAAGAUGGCUUUGCUGAUGAUGCAGCUCAGGCUGUUGACGUAAACACAGGUAAGACUAAUUUGGAACAAUUGAAAUCAAAAUUGCAAACCAAUUUGGCUAUAUUUCUUGAUACUGGACGCCUACAAGCCAAGUUGGAUGUUGCCACUAGCCAACUCAAAUCUGAACAGGCCAAAUCGCAAUGUGAGCGUCAGCUGCGUGAAGAACUGGAAUCAAAGGUUGAGUCGAUGGAACGCGAAACUGCAGAACUGCGACAGAAAUAUGACCUUAUUCAGGAGGACAGAAAUACAAUACAAACUAAGCUGGACGUUUUAUCAGCGUAUUUCAAAGAACGCGAGCUUGAAUUACAACGUGAUCUUGGCAAGCAUGUUGUUGUCGGUUCUGAGUCAUCGGAAGCCUUGAAUACUUGUCGGAAGCGCAACAAGGAGUUGGAGGCCGAGGUAAGGGCGUUACGGGAGCAGGUUGCAGCGUUGCGACGAGAAUUGGCGGAGACCGAACGUGUUGGACGUCGUCAAAUCGCAGAAUUGGACAAACGAUCACAUGAAAACUGGCUAUCUGCUCGAGCGGCCGAUCAUCAAGUACAAGAGUUACGCGAUGAGAAUGCCUGUUUGCGCCAAAAGCUCAUGGAGGCAGAACGAUCUACUUUACCACCAGCCCUACGCGCCCAGGUUUUGGCACCCGCCCGCCCGUUCCUAGCAGGUCCUUCACCACCAAGGCCGAAUAUCCCACCUCUGUUGCCUUCCAACCCUGGGUCUUUGGAUAAACGUUCGGUGUCUGGUCAAUCUCUCACGAGUUUGUCAUCUCAACCACCGUUACUUCGUCCUGACUUGCCCGGUCUACCAUUCCCACCACCACCGUUAGGGUUUCCUUCUGAUAUUCCUCCCCCUCCGCCACCUCCAUUUUUACUUCAGGGUCGCUUGCCCUUUCCUCAUGGUUUUCCACCGCCGCCGCCACCACCACCUCCAGGCACAUUUACCGCCCAACUGAAUACUAAUGCGCUUGCUCACCAAAGUCCCAGCUCUUCUGUGAGCGGCUCCACGAAGAGCCGACCAUUUAUCUAA
This is a messenger RNA of Opisthorchis viverrini, 4763 nucleotides long. RefSeq lists its product as hypothetical. The transcript is spliced from 2 exons. NCBI's taxonomy places the organism in Eukaryota, Metazoa, Platyhelminthes, Trematoda, Opisthorchiida, Opisthorchiidae. Bases 207 to 4763 code for a protein of 1518 amino acids. The record is from RefSeq and is a predicted model, not a curated record. Gene Ontology annotation, biological process: endoplasmic reticulum to Golgi vesicle-mediated transport; vesicle cargo loading; protein secretion. Gene Ontology annotation, cellular component: endoplasmic reticulum exit site; endoplasmic reticulum membrane.